Molecule: messenger RNA, 3628 nt
Organism: Diabrotica virgifera virgifera (western corn rootworm)
Lineage: Eukaryota; Metazoa; Arthropoda; Insecta; Coleoptera; Chrysomelidae
Product: testis-expressed protein 2
Exons: 16
Coding region: 236-3292 (1018 amino acids)
Cellular component (GO): endoplasmic reticulum
Molecular function (GO): lipid binding
Source: RefSeq, a predicted model, not a curated record
GUUAAUUAGAGGCAAGUGAAUUUUGUACCGUUUUAGUAAACAUUAACGUUGAUUGCGUGAUAGACAAUCUAACACAUGAGUAGUUCAAUAAAUUGCAACUAAUCAAUAGAUGAUUAUGGACUGUUGAACAAUGGAUCUCAACAAAACACCCCUCAUUACAGAACUAAAUGUCUAACACUAUCUGUGAUUGUCCCAUAACCUUUGUAAUCUAGUAACUCUUCUAACCGUUGCUAAAAUGAUUAAGAAAAAUGAUCAUGGGAAAAUUACAUUGGGAAUGUUAAAAGGUAAGCCAGUGACCACUUCUGUUCCUCAAAUUUCUAUAAAGUUCCAUGCCAAUGCAGAACAAAUCGAAGAACUGUACGCCAGCGAAGACGAGGCUACUGGCAAAAAUGAGGAGAAGAACGAAAUUACAUCAGCUUCCAGUACACCCUCUAAUAUAGGCGAACCCGAGAGCAGUCCUCUAAAAUAUUUCAACAAAAUCGGGAAGAGGUCUACCAGCGUGGACGUCACCCACCAACCGUUGAACGCCUCACCACCUUCUGAUCCGUGGAGAUUUUUUUCAGAUAUAAAAGGCAAAAUUACGAAGAGUGUCGAAGAAAAAAUAACAGAAAUCAAGUCAAGAAACCAUGAGGAAGGUUCGCCGCUUCACAGACCGAAAUCCGAUUCCCACAAACCGGAUCUAAAAACGAUCGCAGACAGCAAGGAAAAUUCUAGCGUCUCGGAUUCCGAAGAUUUAUCCGAGAGUAGUAUAUCGAAGACUUGUGGCAUCGUUUCUACCACAGAAGGUGUUGAAAUGUCUAGUGACGAAGACACUCCAUCGUUAGAAAAAGACAAGAAAGACGAAAAAUUCCUCUCCGUUACGCCCCAUAGCUUUAAACACAAAUUUAGAUUUUUUAAAAAGACACACCAUGAAGAAGGAACGAUCAAAACCAACGACUUGUCCAAAUUGUACAACAUUAACACCGAAAAUGUAGAGCAGGCUCUACCAGAAGAUUCGGAAGGAGUAGAAGAUGGCGUCGAUGCGCUCGAAGAAUCUAACCUCAAAACCGAGCCGUCACUUGUCAGAGUUUCGCAUGAGGAAAUCUUGACAACAGUUGCACAGAAAAUCGAUAAUGUAGAGAUCGAUUGUGAGAACGUGAUUCAUAUUAAAGAAGUGCAGGGUACUGAUGUUAGGGAAAAGUAUUUUGAUUGUAAAGAUGAGGAGAAGAUUGUUUUCGCACCUACAGGUUUCGUGGAUUUGCGUCCUAUUGCAACUAGGAAUCGUCCAUUUUAUAAUUAUUUAUCCGUACUAGUCCUACUGGUAUCCAUCCUUGUUUACAGUGUCAUACAGUAUUAUUCACCAUAUUCCGCCGGAUUAGUGUCGGGAAUAUUUCUUGUUACUAUAUUUUUAAAAGUUUAUUUCAAAUUGUAUCCCAGAAGUACAGAACAACCGGUAUCCACAAUACCAAUGCUGUCGAAUAAGAUAUACGAAGUACAAGCUGUUAAAGAAUACCAACCAGUUGAGAAAUAUGAGGGUUGGUUGAACGAAUACCCGGAUAUAUACAACCAUGAAACGUAUCAUAUAUCCCGGACCCAGUCAGUGUUUUUAAGGCUACAGGGUAAUCUAUUACGAAUCAGUCACGCUAAAAAUAAAGUAGCAAAACGAGCUAUGUGGAACGAACCAGAGAUCAAGGCAAAUUUCACCCAACACAGGAUAUAUAAUAUGUUGGGUGCGAAGGUGUGUUUGUUACCAGAAGGGUUAGCUAAAAUAAGGCAUUGGAGUAAAAAAUAUCCAAUCUGUAUUACUCUAGCCAAAGAUCAAUUAUGUUUCGAUCAAGAACUUUUAUCGAAAAUGGAAGCUGACUUACAGAAAGACACUGAAAGCGAUAAUACUCGUUCCACAGAUAAGGGUAAACUGUUUACUUCAUCAGGUAGGGAGAAAAAGGGAUUCAACAAGUUUAGGAAGAAAGAGUACCCUAUUUUGGCGCAGAGAUUUAGCAAAUUAACAGAAGGUGAAGAAUUCGAUCUAGAUUCAGACUCCAGGGCUAGUACACCAUCAGCUGAUAUAUCGGAUAUAGCUGACUCCCCUGCCCUAGAGGAUGAAGAACUCUUAAAUACAAAGGACGAUAAAAACGGAGAAAAUGGAGAGGAGACAAAUAGUUUGGUUGAUGAAUGUUUAACUCCCCCACAAGACACCAGCGAAAUAAAAAUUUAUUUGUUUGGACGAACCGACAGAGAGAAAGAAGACUGGUAUAGGAGAUUGUGUACCUCUACUCAUAGAGAAUUAGGCUUAUCUUCCGUAGAUUGUAGUACCCCCGAUUCCAAAGAUAAUCCUCUCCCGAGUCAUGUAGAAACUACUGAGUCCGAAUUGGAAUACUUGAGAUACAUGAGCGCCUUUAAGCCUUCCAGAAAGCAGAACAAGUCUCCCAAAGAAAACGAAAAAGGCGACACCGAACAAAAUUCAGACACAGAGGAGCAUAGAGAAGAUAGUAUUCUCUGGCUCAACGCUCUCAUCGGACGAGUCCUUUUCGACUGUGCCAGAAACGGCAGUUUCAUUGAUAAAGUCAAAGAUCGAAUACAGAGAAAGCUAUCGACGAUAAAACUCCCCUACUUCAUAGAGGAACUCCUCAUUCCAGAGCUCUCUUUAGGAAAAACUUCACCGGUUAUUAGGCGGACCAGCAAACCUGUGAUGGACGAGAGAGGACUGUGGAUAGACUUGGACAUAAUAUACGACGGACUGAUUGUUCUUGCUCUACAGACUAAACUUAAUUUGAUGAGACUGAAAAACCCGCAAGCUUAUGACAAAUCUGCUGUAGUUAAAUGUGCUAUAUACCACUCCGAUGUCGAUGAUUCUGCCGAAAGUAGUACAGAUGAGGAAGGACUUCAUGAACUACCCAAUAUUCCUCAAGAUACCACAACAGGAAGUCACGGCAAACAAAAACUGAUGAAGAUGGUAGAUAGGUUGGCUGAAUCAAAGUUUUUCCAGGCCGCUACCGAGAAUCGGUACAUUAAGAAAGCCAUGGAAGGUGUGUCAAAUACAGACCUUCGAUUGACGGUAGAAGUAAAGUCGAUCGUCGGCACUCUAGUCUUAAAUAUUCCCCCUCCACCGACAGAUCGUAUCUGGAUAGGUUUCAGGCCGGUCCCCGAAAUUUCCCUGUCUGCCAGACCAAUCGUGGGCGAGAGAAACAUUAGUUAUAUUAUGGUAACGAGUUGGAUCGAGAAAAAAUUAGUUCAAGAAUUCCAGAAAGUAUUGGUGAUUCCCAACAUGGAAGACUUGAUUAUACCUGUGAUGAAUCCAAAAUUGCCGGAUUAAACAAAAUGCUUGUAAUUAUUUCAUUUACUUGGUGAUAGAAAAAAAUACAGGGCAACAAGGUGUCGAUUAACACUUAGUCGUAUUUUUUAAAAAGAGUUCAAAUUGUCUUAUUGCCGCAUAGUGAUGUUAUUUGUUCUAUUUUAUUAAAAAUACGGAGAGGCAGUUGAAAUAAAAGAGAUUGGGUCAAAAGAAAUAGAUAUAUAGAAGAAAAUAAAAUGUUUGUUAAUGUUUCCAUUUUCAAGUGGGAAAAUGUAAAAAUUAUCAUUUUACACGCUUUACAUUUCUAUUGGACCUGGAAUAUUGUUAUGUUUCAAAUACAGUCUCAGUUCUCUCCUA